Messenger RNA from Mizuhopecten yessoensis (Yesso scallop), 7544 nucleotides. RefSeq names its product centrosomal protein of 164 kDa-like. The coding region runs from base 151 to 4392 and encodes 1413 amino acids. NCBI's taxonomy places the organism in Eukaryota, Metazoa, Mollusca, Bivalvia, Pectinida, Pectinidae. Gene Ontology annotation, molecular function: protein binding; DNA-binding transcription factor activity. Gene Ontology annotation, biological process: DNA-templated transcription initiation; regulation of DNA-templated transcription. The transcript has 36 exons. The record is from RefSeq and is a predicted model, not a curated record.
AGGAAGCAGUAUGGCGUGAAAAUAGCAAGACGUUUAAACUUGUUGGAAAUUUAAAUGGGGUGUGAAACUGACAAGAUAUGUGAACAGGAUGAUUUUAUAACCUGUGCUUCUUUAUCAUUUGGAAGGUUUUGAUGAAAGUUGGGAGUGAAAAUGGACGCGGGACGGAUGAUGAUCAACGAUCAGGUCAUCCUAGAGGAAGAUUACGACGAGAACUAUCAGCCCGGUGAAGAUGAAAUCGUUGAGUAUUCCCAGAUCAUUGGUAUUGACCCUCGUACAGAGCCCCACCUGCUGUGGAUUGCAAGGGAGGGAAUCAAUGCACCACUGCCGGAACACUGGAGGCCGUGCCAAGAUCCCAAUGAUGACAUCUACUACUUUAACUUUGCCUCGGGAGAAAGUAUCUGGGACCACCCAUGUGAUGAGUUCUACAGGAAAAUGGUGGCCGAGGAACGCAAGAAAUAUAUCAUGGGUGGAGGGUCAAGGUCAGGACCUGGAGGUCAAGGACCCGGAUCUGCAGGAGGGAAGAAAGGCAAACUGGGAAAAGAUGAUGGAAAGAAGAAAAAAGACAAACAAAACAAGCAAUCUCCACUAAAACAACUGGGUCCGUUAAAAGCUGAGCAGAGCCUGGGUACACCGUCCCUUCACCGGGGAGGCCCUGGUCCAGGGAGUGGGUUGGAACCAAUGAAGUCCGGGGGAUCACUGGGACCCCUUAGGGGUUCUACAGGUACCAGUCAACCGAUGCGGUCAAGCAUGAACACAACCACAGGGUCGUUCAGGUCUGGUCAGGCGGUAAACCUGAGUAAGAGUGGGAACCUGACGAGUAGUAUGAGUAUCCCUAUCUACUCGGUGGAGUUUGAGGACGAGGAGGGGGACCAUGAAAGGCCGGUACGUCACAGUGUGGAACUGGAGAUCCACGAUGUAGCUGGGCUGGGAUACGAGGAUUCUGACAGCGACAAGGUUGGCCACAAGGAAUCAGACAGUGACAGUGAAGACUACGGCAAAGACAUUGACUUUGGUAUUGACAAUAAUUUAUCAGAAAGAAUAAUGAACUUGGGCACAGAGAACUUGGACCCUGUCCGGGGCUCUCUGGAGAAGUUACAAGAUUUCGAUCCCACCAUGUCAGCCUUGUCCACGGCGAGGGGCGACUCACCUGGGGGUAACGUGAGCCCCCUCGACCGACCCACAGCAGAUGACAGAAAGAAACGGGCAGAGGUAGCUGCUUUGGCUGCUGAAAGUCCUAUUGGAAGCUCUAGACGUCUCACCCGACAGGAUUCGGCAGAAAUGCCUACGCGGGCGGAACAAGACCGCUUUUUGAGGGACGAGGAAAGCAAAAUCAACCUAAGCAAUGACCGAACGCUACAGGACUUAAAACAGAGGCUGAAGAAGGAGCUAGAGAACGCCAAGCUUGACCUGUUAGAGGAUAAAGAUCGAAAGUUGCGCAAACUGAAAGAGGAGAUAGCACUGGACCAGGAUACAGAAGAAACACGACUGAAGCAUGAAAAAGAGCAACAGUUUAAUGAGUUGGAAACUCAGAUUAAGUCUGAUUUAGAGAAAGAAAAAAACUCUCUAGAUGAAGAAAAGGCUGCCACACUUGAACGUUUACUUGAGGAAAUGAAGGAGCAUCAUGCUCAGGAGGAGGAAACUCUGCGGAAACAAAUGGAUGGAGACUUGGAAAAGCUUCGAGAAGAAGUAAGGUCACUGCAGAAGGAAGAGCAGAGCCGAUUGGUCGAGGACAAACAUAAGAUACUGGAGCGUUUGAAAUCUCAAGUUGACUCCGAGACGUUGGAGGAGCAGCGUCGCCUGGAGGAACAGAAGAGGGAACAAUUUGAGGCACUUCAGGCCAAACAAAGACUAGAACUGGAAAGUAUGACAGAAGAAGCAGAGCGGAAACAUCGCGAUAAGGUCGACCAAGUCAAGCGUGAAUCAUCGGGCAGACACGAGAAGGAGCUUCAGCGCAUUAGAGAAGAACUUAAACAUGUUCACGAACAGGAGAGGGAGGAGAAAGAACAAGAGCUGGAGGCCGCUAAACAGCGCCAGAAGGCUAUAGACGACCUGGACCGAGGGCUGGAUGAGGUGAUGUCCGAGCGACGACAGGACAUACAGCAGCAGCAACAGAAAGAGUUGUCCCGCCUUAGAGACGAGCAUGACAACGCCAUCCGAAAACUCCGAGAGGAGUUCCAAGAUAAGGAGCGAAAGGAAAGACAACUCUUAGAUGAGAAAAUUGAGAGUGAGGUUCGGAAGCUGCAGAAACAGAGUGAACGAGACCUGGAAGAAGCACGACGAAAAUUUGAAAGGAAACGAGAAUCGAUGGCGGAACAACUUGAGGAUGAGCAUAAACAGCAGCUGAAAGAGCAGAAACACAAGCUCCGGCGCCAGACUUCUAGUCUAGAUAGAGAGGAGGAAGAAUAUCAAGAAAAAAUAGCUGAAUUUGAAAGAAAAAAGACAAACCUAGAAAAGUCUGCAAAGAAUUUAGAUACUCAGGAGAAGAAGUUGGAGGAGAGAAGAAAGAAAUUUCGAGAAGAUAAAGAUAACUUUGAGUUGGAUCAAGAUGAGGCAUUCUCCAGUAAGAACAAUCAGCUAAGUACACGGGAGUUGGAGAGGCUGAAGGAAGAACGGAAACAGAUCCAGGAAGAAAUAACAACAGAGAAUGACACACUGGAACAACUCAAGACAGAACGCCGCACCAUUGAGUCGGACAUCACAAAAAUGAAGAUGACACGAGAAAAUAACACCAGGAAACUCAAUGACAUGAAGGAACGCAUGGAGCGUAAGGGCAAGGACCUUGACAGCUUACAGCAGAGGAUCAUUGAUGCUGCUGAUGAGACUAAGUCUCUUGCUGAAGAGAGACUACGGGCCAGCAGUGCUGCUAGGUCACAUGGCACACCUGAUAUAAAGGCCACACCCACACGGCGCACGCCAAUGGCAGGUUUACUCAGCGACGACGAAAUUAUCAGUGAUAUUCCUCCAAAAAGACGUGGCAAGAAAAUACGAUAUUUGGAUGAUCGCACAGACGAGGAGGAUGUAUCGUCAUUUGGAGGACGUGUUUGGCAGGAUCUUCUGUCAGAUGACGACAGCCUUGAUGAGUUUCCUAUCGCCAGACAUGUUCCACACAGAAGUGGUGAACUCAAAGAACACUUCUCCAAAGAGAAAAGUGCAAUUAAUACUACUAAAGAGUUCCUGCGCAAACAUAGACAAUCUUUAAAACGGCGACAGUCAGCGCUUCAGGCAGCACGUCAGGAGCUUACCAAAGACAUUGUGAAACAACGACAAGGGAACCUGUCACCAGAUAGCGCCUUUGUGCUGGCGGAUGUGAAACAGAGCCUUGAGAAAGAGGAGCUUGAGCUGGACCAGAUUGAGUCCCAGAUGAGGACGGGCAGCCGCCUCGUCAGGGAAAAGGAGAGACGUCUACGUCAACUCAAGUCCCAGGUCCACACGGGAGCUGGUUUACAUCAGUCAGAGAGUGACAGUGACCUGGAUUAUUCACCAUUUGAACACAACUACCGUCCUGCUGGUAUGCCUAACCUUGACCUCAGUGAGGACGAAGGCAGUAGUGGUAUCAGUAGCAAUGACAAUAGUCUCGACAACGUCAUCAGGGCACUGACAAAACAAAACAACCAACACCAGUCCUUGGGGCCUCUUACUGUGAAAGUCAAACAAGAUGGUGAUCCCAUCGCAGCCUCACUCCUGAAAAUUAACACUGAGCUUGCUCAUAUCAUUACAAAGAUUGGCACCAACAGUGCUCCAGGCACACCUAUGUUGGGAACACAAGGUUCAGGUGAAGGAAAAGCCUACAGCAUACCUCUGUACACUCCUCCCCUUCAGUCAACCGGUGUGUACAGCUCAGCCAUUGUACCUCACAGUCAACCAAUACAGGCCUGGGCUCCUCCUAAUCCCUAUAUAAACAGCCCAUCACACCAUGUUGACUACGCUUCCCUCGUCGUGUCAGCUGAGCAGUCCUUGGAACGUAAAUGGAGAAAGUACUUUGGAGACAGGCGACCUCCCCUUACUAGUGCUUCUUUACCACCAGGGGGUGCUCCUGUAGCCUUUGGCCACAAUUCAGUCCGGGACCAGCUACGACAGUAUAGGAUGACCCUACAGGACAACCUGACUACCAACCCGGCCAGUAGUCAGUCUACUCAGGAUAAGCUCUCCGAACAGAAACGCUGGCUUCAGAAGUUUGGCCAAGACAUCAGCUUCGGAGCAUCUUUUGUCAAAGCUCCCGGCUCCGAUGCUGGAUCUGUGAGGAGUGUUGGUGCUGGAUCAAUCUCCAGCUUGAAAAUGGCUGACCCAACGAUUUCUUCGACACCUCAACGAUCUGUUCCAUCGGGCACUGCCCGACUUGAGUUGGACGAGUAUGAUGAAAUCCGGGUCCGACAUCUCAACUUUAACACAUAAGAUAUAAUACAAUGACAUUUUGUAUGAUAACCUGGUUAUCAACAUAAGCCAUCUACGUUCUUUAGAGCAGACAAAAGUAAUGUUUAUCGAUACCAUAGGAUAGUUAGCUAUUUUUGCAAAUUCAGAUUUGUCAUCGUUUUGUUUGAAAGUGAUAACAAAUGAUGACUUAUCAUCUUUAUUUGAUUGACUUGUAAGAGAUGCAGUGGUACGUACAGAAAGCUGACAGUUGUGGUUGUUUUCUAAGAGAGAGAGAGAGAGAGAGAGAGAGAGAGAGAGAGCAGGGCAUUGUAACAGUGACAUGAGACACAUCAGUUUCAUGAUGUUGAUAUCAGCAUUAAAUGUAACAGGUGCUGACCAUUUUUAUCAUUUUUGUUAUUAUCAUAUAACUCAUUAUUGGUUAACUGCAGAAGGACCCGAAGAAAAUCAUCUGCAAUUAUAUCACCGUAAUUAUCUGACUUGUCUCUGUUUAAGAAUGGUUAUAUAUUCAUUGAACUUUUGUGUACUUUGAAGUUUGAAGAGCCGGACAAAAUGGCGACAUUUGAAUGCUGUUACAUGCCACGUUUUGUGAGGUGUGUUUUGAAGCUCUGAGCUUGCGUAUGUAUUGGGUGUAAGUGUUUGUUAAAAGUCAUAUGUAAUUAUAGUGGAGCAGUAUCAUGAUUGGAAUAGUUCAAACACAUUAAACAUACACAGUCUAGCCUUUAUCUGGGGCCAUAUUGGGACCGAUAUUUGGCCAUUUACUAAGGAAAACAAUGCUAUAAUUUUAUUUCCCAAAAAUCUUUUCAAUAUUUCACAAUCUCAAAGCAGUUUUUCUUUUGCGGCUUAUAUGGAGAAUGCAACAAUAUCUGAAUUGAAAUUAUCCUUUAGUUGAUACUUUUCAAACUGGUGUAAUUCCAGAAGUUACCCAAUUCUUCUACCAGACAUUUCCCCUAAAUCUCGAACCAUGGUUCCCAUUCGUGAAACACUGAGUAAAGCCCUGGGAUAGGAAAAUGUCGAUGAAGACCAUAUGUGUAUAACCAAUUUAUAAUGAAUACCUCAAAAGGCGUCUCCAAUAUAUCAAGUCUAUAAAAACUGUUUAAUAAGAAAAACUUUUAUUCUGUAGCUUCGGCAACGAUAUUGUAUUUUUUUUUAAAUAAUUAAUUUUAGUUUAUAGGAACUGAUGAUACCGAUGUUAAAUUAGCUUCUACUUUUUAAGAAAGGUAGUUUCUUAAGUUGUUUAUAUUCAAAUUGUAUCAUUAUUAAGCCAAAUGUUUAUAUCUCAGAAAAUUCUAUUUCAUAUUUUGUAAAAAGAUAUGACGAUUUUGUUUGUCUUUACCCAGAAUAUUGGUUUUAUUUCAUUUUUGAUAUUCACCAAGCCUUGUAACUGUGAUAAUAAUCUAUGUCAUACUAUGGUAGUACUGAGAAAAAAGGCUUGUAUCAUAAACUUAUUUAUCUCCCAUAGUGCACCCUUCCAGCCCAUUGGUUUCGGUUGAAUACCUCCACGUGCUGAAGUUACUCCUUGGACUAAUUUUAAUUUGUGUUAUGGGAGAAAGUGAGAUAGAUGAUUGAGGAUGAUAUUAAUUACAUGAUUGAUUUUCCCAUUAAAACUGUUUUUAGUUUGUAGUCCAAUGUCCGUCUAUGCUUUGUCAACUUUUCGUCUUCAGAACUUAAAGAGGAGUAACAUUGUACAUGUAGCUUGCUGAUGUGAAGUGCCAUCAUUUUCGUUCUUAUCAAUGCACCCGUCUCAAAUAACCGAAAACAUUUUCUGAGGAACUAUGAUGCCUAGAUUAAUGAUAUUAGGCCUCUUCGCAAAUUGGAAUAAUAACGAUAUGCAAAUUCACAGAAUCUCAUAAUUAUCGUUUCACCUUGGCAUGUAUUAAUUAUUCAUUUGAAGUAUGAGAAAGUACCAGGCAAGUUGUCUAGGUUAGUUGACCUCAAUUUUCCGAUAAUUUUGAAAGAUCUGUCUUAAUAUACUUCUAACUUUUGUGAACCAUCGUGAUACUGUUAAGAACUUUUAAGAACCUUUUUAUAAAUCUGACUUUUCCCUGUUAGUAUAGCGAUUGGUCAAGAAUCGCCUGUACAGAGUUUCAUUAAUUUAAUAACUUACAAACACAAAUGGUCUUGUCAAGACCAGUAUUAACAGUCUCUUUUUGGUAAUGCAAACGUAGCUUAUUUUAAGCAGAACUUUUAGAAGAAGAAACACGAUUAAGAUCACGAUGGAAUAUGUGAUGUUAACAUCUCGGGACGAGAACUGAAGUGUAUUUUAUUUCAUUGUGAUGAUCCCUGUAUUUGUGUUAACGUCCAGUAAUAUAAAUAUGUUCUUAUUUUUCGUUUAUUGAAAAAGAAAUCUUCCAAUUAUCUUACAACUUGUAUCUCAUUGAUUUUGUCUGUUUUCUGUGAACUUUGAAAAUUCUGAAGACUUGUCACUACCUCAAGUUGAUGAAUUGGUACAUUUUUACUCAUUGUGUUUAAUAAAAUUAUUCCAUUCGAGUGAGCAAAAACAAAAAGCUCUUACAUGGCGUUGGCAAAUAACUCAUUUCAGGAAGCAUGCACCUAUUUCUAUUGAAGCAAAGAAAACUGUUUAGAAAGAUAUCCACGCGUAUGAGAAAAGAAAUAUUACAUACAUUGUCUUAAAAUAUUUUUGUAUUAGACCGUUAUAGGAUUGGUAUCGGGUAAUAUGCCCGUCUGUUUGUGACAGAAGUUUAUGUUGAAAACACGCACAGAUUCUAUCUAAAUUUCAUAAAACUCCACAGAUGUAAAUGUUAUACUGGGAAAUUGCGUUUCAAUUGGUAUAUAUGCUCUUUAUGCAAGAUUUUAGCAGCGGAUACUUUCUACCACAGUUUUUAUCCAAAUGUAGUGUGAACUUCACAUUUAUAAUUACCACACUUAAUUAUCCAGUAUUUUCCUGAGAGUUUGCCUCCAUUUUCUAGCCUGUAUAUUAACUCAACCUUUAAAAUUCAAGUUCUACCAUGGCUUAAAAGUGGAAUUUCUUCCAAAAUAAGUUGACAUUUUUAUUGCUUGUCCUCAUAUGAAACUUCAACCAAUAAUCUAGUUUAAUAUAGAAGCAUUUCCACAAAUCUCGUCAGUCAACACAAUUUACUCAAUUUUAUAUUUGUAAACUAUGCAAUAUCAUAGUCAUAUACUUUGUAAAAUAAUCAAUAAAAUGUAUAUUUUGU